Messenger RNA from Diutina rugosa, 1224 nucleotides. RefSeq names its product type I HSP40 co-chaperone (gene YDJ1). The transcript has a single exon. Gene Ontology annotation, cellular component: cytosol; nucleus; cytoplasm. The record is from RefSeq and is a predicted model, not a curated record. Gene Ontology annotation, molecular function: Hsp70 protein binding; ATP binding. Gene Ontology annotation, biological process: protein refolding; response to heat. Bases 1 to 1224 code for a protein of 407 amino acids. NCBI's taxonomy places the organism in Eukaryota, Fungi, Ascomycota, Pichiomycetes, Serinales, Debaryomycetaceae.
AUGGUGGCCGAUACCAAAUACUACGACCUCUUGGGGGUUGAUGUGAAAGCCGACGACAAUGCAAUCCGGAAGCUGUACAGAAAGCUCGCUCUUAAGCACCACCCCGACAAGAACUCCCACCUUAGUCCUGAGGAAGCAGAGGCCAGCUCUGAAAAGUUCAAGGAAAUCACCCAUGCCUACGAAGUUCUCAGUGACCCUCAAAAGAGAGACAUCUACGACCAAUAUGGUGAAGAAGGGCUCAGCGGCCAAGGUGGUAUGGGCGGAAUGGGCGAUGAUAUCUUCUCGCAGUUCUUUGGUGGCGGCGGCUUUGGUGGCGGCCCUCAACGUCCUCAAAGAGGCAAGGACAUCAAGCACUCGCUUGCUUGCACUCUUGAAGAAUUAUACAAGGGCAGAACCGCCAAGUUAGCUCUUAACCGGUCAAUCUUGUGUGCUACUUGUACCGGGACUGGUUCCAAGGACGGUAAGCUGAAGAAAUGUACCUCCUGUAACGGUAUGGGUAUGAAGUUCGUGACCAAGCAAAUGGGUCCCAUGAUUCAACGUUUCCAAACUGUCUGUGACCAGUGUCAAGGUCAAGGUGACAUUAUCAGCCCUGAUGAUAGAUGUCCCACUUGUAAGGGCAAGAAGGUUGUUCAAGAACGCAAGAUCUUGGAAGUUCACAUUGAGCCUGGUAUGAAGGAUGGACAGCGCAUUGUUUUCUCUGGUGAAGGUGACCAAGAACCUGGCAUCACCCCUGGUGACGUGAUCUUUGUUAUUGAUGAGCGCCCUAACGAAAACUUUGUUCGCAAGGGUAAUGACUUAUACUACGACGCCGAAAUCGAUUUGCUCACUGCUUUGGCUGGUGGCUCCUUUGCCUUCAAGCACGUUUCGGGCGACUACAUCGAAAUCACUAUUGCCCCGGGUGAGGUGAUUGCGCCUAACACUGUCAAGGUCGUCGAGAACCAAGGUAUGCCCGUUUACAAGCAAUCCAGUCACGGUAACUUGUUCAUCAAAUUCUCUGUCAAAUUCCCCGAGAAUGGUUUUGUUGGCGAGGACAAAUUGAAGCAACUUGAAGACAUUUUGCCCCCUCGCAAACCGGUGGAAAUCCCUCAAGGUGCUCAAGUUGACAAGUGUGACAUGGUUGAUCCCGACCCUAGAAAGCACCAAGCCCGUUCGGGUCGUGAAGCGUACGACUCUGACGAUGAAGACCAGCACGGGGGUCCUGGUGUUCAAUGCGCAUCGCAGUAG